Molecule: messenger RNA, 1263 nt
Organism: Ordospora colligata OC4
Lineage: Eukaryota; Fungi; Microsporidia; Ordosporidae
Exons: 1
Coding region: 1-1263 (420 amino acids)
Source: RefSeq, a predicted model, not a curated record
AUGUCGAGAUUUUUUGAGUCGAUUGAUGAAGAGAAGGAGAAGGCAGGGCGAAGCGAGCUAAGAGAAAAAGUAUAUGAUACAGAUGAAAAAAUGGGCAAGAAGGAGAAGAGGCUGUGUGAUCUGCAGUGCAAGGUAAAGGAGCUUGAGGAAGAGAGUAACCAGAAGGUCUUUGAUAAGCAGUUGAAGAAAAUGCUUGUUGAUGUAAAGAAGGCGGAAAACUGCUUUGGAAGGAGAGUGCCGGACUUUCUCAAAAUGUUUUUUGCAUCUGACAGAGUGGAAAGGUCGACUCAUAAGAAGGCAAUUGAUGAAUUUAUGUCUAAGUACGAAUGCACGGAGGAACCAAUUGAGGAGAAGGAGAAUCGAAAGAUUGAGGAGAAGAUAUGCAAGGAUUUGAGUAAGAUACUUGUGAUAAGAGAUGGAGAAGAGAGGAAGAAAGAGUUGGAGGAGUUUAAGGGAAGUACAAGAGACGAGACGAUGAGAACCAAGGCCCUGAUGGCACUUCUUUCAAUUUAUGUAAAGACUGGUAAUGGAGCAAAGAUGCUUGAGAUAAUGAACGAGAUACUCGAUUGCUUUGUGGUUGAUCUGAAUGCAAGUGCAGCAAGAGUAAUGCUGUUAGAUAAUGUUGAUUUCUAUCUCGGAGUGAUAUAUGAGAAGCUUGAUGAACUGAUGUUUGGUAUGUAUGAAAGGCUACUUGGACGACUCUUGCUUGUUGACAGAGACACAGUUGAGAAGAGGGUGUUGCAGUUUGAUGUGUUUAAGAUGCAUAGAAGUGUUGAAACUACCAAUCCGCUGUUUAAGCUUAUUUAUAUUGUUAGAAACGGAACUCAAGAAGAGGCCAACAAAUGGUAUUUGCAGAUCAAGGACAGUAUUGCAGGCGGGAAGAUUGAGCAAGAGGUGUUAGAAGAAUAUGGAAUACGUUCAUUUAAGAACGGAGACUUUGAAGCGUCGUAUGAAGUGCUUUCAAAGUGCCAUCCUGCAAUGUCCACUGAAUGUAAGCUGUAUGUUGAGCUUUUGUGUGUGAUUCUGAACGAUAGGAUCCGAGGAAGUCCUGCUCACAAGAGAUUUGUUGAGGAGUUUAUGGAGUUCAGCGAAAACAGGUUUUGCCUGAGAUCUGGUAAUAGUAGAGUGGAGGCACAAAGGGCGUUUUAUCUGCUGAAUAUGUAUGAUGUUGACGGAACAGCAGAAAUAAUAAGAAGGCAUUGUAAGUGCUUUGAUGAGAAUGUAUGGCUCAGAGGGUUUGUGAAUACCAGAUUAAUAGGCUAA